GCUAAGGCAGCCUGCUAUUAGUUGACAGGCGAGCAUACAUCACUUGAUUUCAAUCACAUCUCUCUGACAAAUAGGCAGCACUGAAGACAUUGGGGGAAAAUUGCGUAGCCACUUUAGAGCUCCUAAUUGCCAUGGAAAAGCAGUCCAAGGUGGAAUUUCGGAAUGUGGGACAGAUGUAUUUCCCCCAAAGUAGAGUGGAGUGCCACUACAGCCUUACCUCUCAUCAUCACUGGACCAACAAGGACUGGAUAGGCCUCUUCAAGGCUGGCUGGUCUUCAGUGAAAGAGUACACCACUUUUGCAUGGGCUCUCACUCCUGAGGGGUACACAGAAGGAAAUAAUGCCAACUGCUGUGUACAUUUCCAAGCCUCUUACCUGCCCCGCCCCAGUGCGGUGGAGUACCAGUUUGUCUAUGUGGAUCAGAGAGGCGAGGUGUGUGCCCGCAGUCGCCAGUUCACCUUCUGCAUUUCCAGGCCUCUGGAUGAGCUGGAGACAUUGACAGAGGAGCGYGACGAGGAUGAGGAGGGCGGAGAGGGGGAUGGGGACGACCUGCUCCUGGUGGUGCCCAGAGCUCAACUCCUGCAGGUGGGGAUCCUCGCGGAUGGAACUGUUGGAGAACAGUCCGAUUCAAAACAGGCCCGGGAGGAGGCAGAGAGGGAGAAGGAGAGAGAGGAAGAAAGGAGCAAAAGGGCGAAGGAAGAGUGGGAGCGAGAAAGGGAGGGGAUGAAUGAGGAGAUCUCUGAGUUGAGGGACAACCUGAGACGGAGCUGCGACAGGAUGGAGAAGGUGGAGGGGAAACAAAAGGAUAUGCAGUCCUCUCAAGAAACCUUGUCUACUCUAUUGGAUGAGAAAGCUGAGCGCCUGCAGCGAAUCAGAGAGCUGGAAGAUGACAUCAUGGUUCUAAUUCAAAGAGGGAAGGAGACAGAAGCUGAACUUGAAAGGAUGAAGGAGAGAGUGAAAAAGAUGUCCACUCAAUUGAGGGAUGAAGAAGAGGAGAGAAAUAAUCUGCAGGUGGAGAACGGGGCUGUGCUGGCUGAUCUGAGGGCGGUGCAAAAGCGUUUGGAGGCCAGCGAACGCGGGGCAGAAGGUCUGAGGCAGGAGCUGAGUGAGAUGGGGGCUCAGCAGGGCCACAGCCACGCUGAGCUGCACCAAGCCAGGCUGCAGGCCGCCCAGCUCACCCUGCAGCAGUCUGAGGCCGACCUGGCCCUGAGGGAGGGACGCGCCCACUGGGCCCAGGAGAGAGAGACCUUCAAACAAGCAGCAGAGCUUGAUAAAGAGAGGGUGCAGAAGUUAAGCCGUGAGGUGCAGCGGAAGGAGCAGUGGCUCCAAGAGGAGAGGAUGGAGAGGCAGAAACUAGAAGUUGAGCUUGGAAAAGAGAAGGAUUGCAACAGGGUGCUGCUGAGCGAUUCCCGCAGGGAGGUGCAGGAACUGAAGGCCAGAAUGAGAYUGAACCAGAAGGAGAGAGACCAGCAGAAGAUGGAAAGACAGGACCUGCUGGACUACAUGCAUCAGUUGGAGCAGAGACUGGAGGUGGCUACAGACAAUAAGUGGAAUGAAGUGGCUCUCUACUACUCAACCACUCGUGGCGCUGACACCCCAUUUCAGGAUGAGAAACCCUCUUCUGAGGAUGAGAUGCCUGCAUCUCCACUACCCUACAGGACACCCAGACUACCCUACUGGAGCGACGCCCUGGAACGCUCCUCUCACCGUAGUGUGAAGUGUCUCCAGACUGAGACGGUAGGCCACCAUAUCACAGCCAAUGUCAAACUAAAUACCACCAAAACACAGAGAAUACGUAAUGGGAACAGCUAAAUAUAAGACUAUAGC
Molecule: messenger RNA, 1826 nt
Organism: Salvelinus sp. IW2-2015
Lineage: Eukaryota; Metazoa; Chordata; Actinopteri; Salmoniformes; Salmonidae
Gene: calcoco1b
Product: calcium binding and coiled-coil domain 1b
Biological process (GO): positive regulation of transcription by RNA polymerase II
Molecular function (GO): transcription coactivator activity
Source: RefSeq, a predicted model, not a curated record